Colletotrichum destructivum is the source of this 1383-nucleotide messenger RNA. RefSeq lists its product as uncharacterized. The coding region runs from base 1 to 1383 and encodes 460 amino acids. The record is from RefSeq and is a predicted model, not a curated record. The transcript has 2 exons. NCBI's taxonomy places the organism in Eukaryota, Fungi, Ascomycota, Sordariomycetes, Glomerellales, Glomerellaceae.
AUGGAGGUCGACGAACUCCCAAAGUCGCGCCUCGAGCUAGAUGGAAAGAGCAAAGACUCACCGGUCUCUAUCAGUGCCCCACGGGAAGAGAUGAGCAACAAGCCGUCUCUCUAUGAGAAUGCCAACGCACCAUUUUCAUUUCGCGAACAGCGUCUAUGGCAAACUGUCUCGGCACGAAACAAGAAAAUCAGAGAACUCGAGAAAAGACUUCGGCAAGACAUACCCUCUGCCGACCCUCGCGCGAAUUCGAGUACCACCAUGGACAGAGAGGCUAUGAUGAGACAUCUUGCCGUGAUAGAAAGCCUCGCAGAAGAGAACGCGCAACUGAAACAUCGAGUCCGUCAAUUGGAAGCGCACGGAGAGGAGAAGGCCGAACUACAGAAUUCCCUUGCUGAAGCAUCCAAAGUGGCCGAUAUGAAUGAGGAGAGACGUGCCAAAGACGAGAAAAACUACCAAGAGAUCGUCAAAAAACUCGAAGGACGCAUAGGAGAACUUACGAAUCACACUCAAAGCCUUGGUCAGCAGCUGGUUUCACUCAAGGCCCAUAAUACUGGAAACCGAACACUCGCCAACGAUGGGAAGGUUUCUGAUGACGAGAUACGAUCCCUUUGGCAGCAGAUGGCCUUCAACAUCCAAAACAUCGUUGCCAACUUUCUCACUGGCCGUCCUCGUCCUACACAGGAAGAACUACGUCACGAGCAUAGCACCACUGGGAGCUGUGUCGUCUGUCAAUUGACUCCCGAAGGUUUAAGCUUGCUGUGGAACGAAGACAUGAGGGACAGUGUGCUUGAGGGAAUGAUUUGGGUUGCCAUCUGCGGGUACACCUUUGAGAACGUCCGACAAGACAACCGUGUGACCAUCUGGGGCGGCGGCAUCGGAAAGAUUUUCUCCAGGCUCUACAGAAUUCUCUUCGUUGCUGUUAAGAGAGCCGGAACGGACCCUGCUGCGGUGCUGCGGUGGAAGUCAGAAAGCGCUCGACUGAUCGAUAGCAUUAUGGGUGCCAGUGAAGAAUCAAUGCAAAGUGCAGUGAGAGACGAGUUCACAGGCCUUUCUAGGUUUCUCCCCAGCAACAACGAAGAUCUCGUAUCCGAUUUUUUCAAGGAGCUCAACAUAGUUUUCGAGGAUGCAGUUCAUCUUCAUGCGAUAUUCAUGAAGUCUCGGGCUCUUUUCUACAUUGAUUGGGCCAUCAAACACACCUCUCCUGACAGCGGCCUACUCUACGACCCCGAGCGCCACAAUGCCGAAGCUUGGGUGCAGGAUCUGAGCAACAAGAGCAUCGUCCUCUUCAGCAUCUCGCCAGGGCUUAUCAAGAUGGGCAACGCGGACGGUGACAGCUACGACAAGCGCAUUCGACUUGCCAAAUCAUCGGUUGUCUGCAAUUAG